CACCCCGAGCCCCCAAGCUUACACUCACCAAACCAUCGAUCCUAUCGUCCGCGAUGAAGACGCCGUAUGCCCUCAUCGCAUCUCUCGCUCUUGCGGUGGCAACGCCGGCCUCUGCGGGCCCCAUCGCCUACGGACUCUGCCAGACAGGUGAGGCGUAUCAUGAUCGGCAUGAACCGUACCUACACCAUCGGUAAUUCGCCGUCGCUGUCUACAGGAUGUAACACUGUCGUUGUGGCAUGCUACGCUGCCGCCGGGUUCACAUUCGGAACCGUUAUUGCGGCCCCGGCGGUGCCCGCCGUCAUCCUGGGUUGUAACGCCGCCCUCGGUACCUGCGCCGCAACAUGCGCGACUGUCGCGCUAUUUGCGCCAACCCCAUGAAGACUGGACGGUAAGGACUUUGCUUGGGUAGCAUGGCGUCUGCAGGGAGACUAACGCCACGACUUCGCAGCUUCGCCUCCAACGACGACUGUGACGACGACGAGCGGCGGUUCAGCCGUCUGCUCUUUCCUGUGCCAUGAAGUGUUCUUAUAUCGCUGUCCUGUAUCGAUGCCCGAAGCGUAUGAAAGUGAUAUACCAUUGACAUUUGGGAGCUAACUGACCUGACGCAC
Messenger RNA from Rhodofomes roseus, 608 nucleotides. RefSeq lists its product as uncharacterized. The record is from RefSeq and is a predicted model, not a curated record. The transcript has a single exon. Bases 67 to 378 code for a protein of 103 amino acids. NCBI's taxonomy places the organism in Eukaryota, Fungi, Basidiomycota, Agaricomycetes, Polyporales, Fomitopsidaceae.